AUGAUUUACCGCGACAGCGACUCGAAGAGUGUACCGAGACCCAAAAGUGCAAUUUACCGUGACCGUCGAAGAAAGUCAAGUUCAGUCUUGGUGCCAGGCUGCGUGAAACUGGAGAGAUGUUCGUUGUGCCCGACUGCCAGCACAAUAUGAGAAUCAGAGAGCUAAAAAACGCCAUGGAAUUAGUGGUUGUGAUUCCCACAGACUUCCAGAGAGUAUGCUACCUGGAUAAAGGUAAAAUAAAUAUGUUUGAUCUCAUUUGCUGGUUUAACUGUUGACAUAUUUUAAUAAGAAAUGGGAAGUCGUUGUUGAUUAAUUUCUUAGAUGUAUUCAUUUAUUUUUAAUGGGUUUAAUGAAGUUAGAAUCACAGCCCUUAUAAAUCUCAAAAGUAGGCUAGUAGUGACAUCCCAUCAUGGUGAACAUUUGAUUAUAGGGUGUUUUCCAGUUUGCCUAAUUAUCUAAUGAUGUGCUUGUCUGACCAGACCCAAUGUAUACUCCACCCAACAGGUGACCUAUAUGAUGACACCACUAUUCACUGUAAUGACAUUGUUGUGUCUGAAAAUAUGCUGCUAAUUAUGCUGUGAUGAUAAGAAGAUCCGCUGACACUGUACUUUGAUUAUAAAGGUUUAUUUUAUCCAAGGGUUACAGCUUCAAUUUACAGAUAUCUGCAGAAUAUCUGGAGAACAACGACCCAAUCUGUAAUAUGUUGUUCCUCCCAGUCCUUUGUUCAAGACAUGGUAUUUAUAUCCUAUGUAACAUAACAUGGCGUGAUUUUAAUAAACCAAUCCCUGGCUUUCCACAUAUCUCCCCAUAUCCUCUAUUCCAAGAAGCCUAUGUAGUAAUGCUUUCCAGAUGUUUCCGCAAACAGAGCCAAGUUCCUCUAACACACUUUUUGCAAACGUCAGCAAAAUCAUAUACCCUCAGACACUACAACAUCGUCCCUGGAACUACUGUCACCCUGAUGAUCUGGCCUUACGAUGGAUGGGCUGAGCUUGUGAUAGCUGCAGCUACUGGGGAUGUACUCAAGGUGAUGUGGCAUAAAAGAAAAACCUAGAACAGUCUACAGCAGUCAUACACAGAGACUCUCUAUGGCUCAGGUCAAUAUUGAUCAUAAUAAAAAAAGAACCAUCAUCAACAAAAAUAGUAAUAGCAAUACUGCAUUUCUUUACUAGACAUGCUGAAAGAUCCACCUCCUUAUUUGAUUUAAUGUGGCUAGCCUGUACUUACUGCACAUCUAAACAUUUACAUUUACGUCAUUUAGCAGACGCUCUUAUCCAGAGUGACUUACAAAUUGGUGCAUUCAACUUAUGAUAUUUUCUUUUUGUUUUUUUAGCUAAACAGGUGGGGCUCAAACCCACUGGUCGGUUCAAACUUUGAUUGGGAACAGAUGACGUCAUAUAAAAACAAAAACUGUUGCGCUCCCUCACCUAAAAAUCAGCACUACACCACUGACUAUAGCCUGUUUAAAUUGUGACUGCUGAGCCAAUCACGUUCAAAAGUCAGAAAUAAGUUGUACAGUAUUUAAAGUGGGACUGCUGUCGCAAGUCCAUUAAAAAAUAAGCCUACCUUCUUACCAUAAUAUACCAGGUAUUUCCAAGUCAAUAUAACUAAACCUACUAUCAGUUGAUAAUGAAACAUUAGAUUUGUUCAACUGUGUGGCUAUGUUAUUGUUGAACAUGUACCGAAAGCGCAACAAUAGGACUCGAACGAUUAUCACCUUAGCAACAGUAAGUAGUCAGACACAGCAUUCCAAAUCAUUCAUUAUUUUCCAAUUCUAAACCAUUUGCAAUAUGCAAAAAUGAUUCGGCGCGUUUCUAUGAGCAAUCCAAUGGCAUAUUUUAACACCUCAACGAAGAGGAUUCCACUUCAGGUACCGAGACCCAAAAGUGCGAUGAUUUACCGCGACAGCGACUCGAAGAGUGUACCGAGACCCAAAAGUGCAAUUUACCGUGACCGUCGAAGAAAGUCAAGUUCAGUCUUGGUGGCAGGCUGUGUGAAACGGGAGAGAUGUUCGUUGUGCCCGACUGCCAGCACAAUAUGAGAAUCAGAGAGCUAAAAAACGCCAUGGAAUUAGUGGUUGUGAUUCCCACAGACUUCCAGAGAGUAUGCUACCUGGAUAAAGGUCAAAUAAAUAUGUUUGAUCUCAUUUGCUGGUUUAACUGUUGACAUAUUUUAAUAAGAAAUGGGAAGUCGUUGUUGAUUAAUUUCUUAGAUGUAUUCAUUUAUUUUUAAUGGGUUUAAUGAAGUUAGAAUCACAGCCCUUAUAAAUCUCAAAAGUAGGCUAGUAGUGACAUCCCAUCAUGGUGAACAUUUGAUUAUAGGGUGUUUUCCAGUUUGCCUAAUUAUCUAAUGAUGUGCUUGUCUGACCAGACCCAAUGUAUACUCCACCCAACAGGUGACCGAUAUGAUGACACCACUAUUCACUGUAAUGACAUUGUUGUGUCUGAAAAUAUGCUGCUAAUUAUGCUGUGAUGAUAAGAAGAUCCGCUGACACUGUACUUUGAUUAUAAAGGUUUAUUUUAUCCAAGGGUUACAGCUUCAAUUUACAGAUAUCUGCAGAAUAUCUGGAGAACAACGACCCAAUCUGUAAUAUGUUGUUCCUCCCAGUCCUUUGUUCAAGACAUGGUAUUUAUAUCCUAUGUAACAUAACAUGGCGUGAUUUUAAUAAACCAAUCCCUGGCUUUCCACAUAUCUCCCCAUAUCCUCUAUUCCAAGAAGUCUGUGUAGUAAUGCUUUCCAGAUUUUUCCGCAAACAGAGCCAAGUUCCUCUAACACACUUUUUGCAAACGUCAGCAAAAUCAUAUACCCUCAGACACUACAACAUCGUCCCUGGAACUACUGUCACCCUGAUGAUCUGGCCUUACGAUGGAUGGGCUGAGCUUGUGAUAGCUGCAGCUACUGGGGAUGUACUCAAGGUGAUGUGGCAUAAAAGAAAAACCUAGAACAGUCUACAGCAGUCAUACACAGAGACUCUCUAUGGCUCAGGUCAAUAUUGAUCAUAAUAAAAAAAGAACCAUCAUCAACAAAAAUAGUAAUAGCAAUACUGCAUUUCUUUACUAGACAUGCUGAAAGAUCCACCUCCUUAUUUGAUUUAAUGUGGCUAGCCUGUACUUACUGCACAUCUAAACAUUUACAUUUACGUCAUUUAGCAGACGCUCUUAUCCAGAGUGACUUACAAAUUGGUGCAUUCAACUUAUGAUAUUUUCUUUUUGUUUUUUUAGCUAAACAGGUGGGGCUCAAACCCACUGGUCGGUUCAAACUUUGAUUGGGAACAGAUGACGUCAUAUAAAAACAAAAACUGUUGCGCUCCCUCACCUAAAAAUCAGCACUACACCACUGACUAUAGCCUGUUUAAAUUGUGACUGCUGAGCCAAUCACGUUCAAAAGUCAGAAAUAAGUUGUACAGUAUUUAAAGUGGGACUGCUGUCGCAAGUCCAUUAAAAAAUAAGCCUACCUUCUUACCAUAAUAUACCAGGUAUUUCCAAGUCAAUAUAACUAAACCUACCAUCAGUUGAUCAUGAAACAUUAGAUUUGUUCAACUGUGUGGCUAUGUUAUUGUUGGACAUGUACCGAAAGCGCAACAAUAGGACUCGAACGAUUAUCACCUUAGCAACAGUAAGUAGUCAGACACAGCAUUCCAAAUCAUUCAUUAUUUUCCAAUUCUAAACCAUUUGCAAUAUGCAAAAAUGAUUCGGCGCGUUUCUAUGAGCAAUCCAAUGGCAUAUUUUAACACCUCAACGAAGAGGAUUCCACUUCAGGUACCGAGACCCAAAAGUGCGAUGAUUUACCGCGACAGCGACUCGAAGAGUGUACCGGGACCCAAAAGUGCAAUUUACCGUGACCGUCGAAGAAAGUCAAGUUCAGUCUUGGUGGCAGGCUGCGUGAAACGGGAGAGAUGUUCGUUGUGCCCGACUGCCAGCACAAUAUGAGAAUCAGAGAGCUAAAAAACUUCAUGGAAUUAGUGGUUGUGAUUCCCACAGACUUCCAGAGAGUAUGUUAA
Molecule: messenger RNA, 3997 nt
Organism: Coregonus sp. 'balchen'
Lineage: Eukaryota; Metazoa; Chordata; Actinopteri; Salmoniformes; Salmonidae
Source: the annotation of a GenBank genome assembly